CGCGCCCUGAAGUCGGCGACAGCCAAAGAGGGGAGGGAGGUGAGCGGCUGCGGCAGACAUGAGUGGACUGGGUCUUAUCCUACGAGCGGCUCGUGUCGCUUUCCCUGCUGGAGUCCGCCAGUUCCGCACCGCCUGCCCUCGGCCUGCCUUCGCCAAGGAGCUUUUCCGGGGUACCUUUCGGAAGGAGGAGGUUUUUCCUUAUCCUGAGAUUAGCAAUGAAGAAUUGGAAGAAAUUAACCAGUUUGUAGGGCCAGUCGAAAAAUUCUUCAAUGAAGAAGUGGAUUCUAAGAAAAUUGACCAGGAUGCUAAAAUUCCUCAGGAGACCCUUAACGGACUAAAGAAUCUGGGACUCUUUGGUAUUCAGAUUCCAGAGGAACAUGGGGGCCUUGGCCUUUCAAAUACGAUGUAUGCACGUUUGGGAGAAAUCACUUCUCAAGAUGGAGCUAUUGCAGUAACUUUAGCAGCUCACCAAGCUAUAGGGCUGAAGGGCAUCCUUAUGGCAGGCACUGAAGAACAAAAGAAAAAGUAUCUACCUAAACUGGCAUCUGGGGAACACAUUGCAGCAUUUUGUCUCACAGAGCCAGGAAGUGGAAGUGAUGCUGCAUCUAUUCAAACUAGAGCAACUUUGAGUGAAGAUGGCAAAAGUUUUCUAUUAAAUGGUUCAAAGAUAUGGAUAUCAAAUGGUGGUAUUGCAAAUAUCUUUACUGUUUUUGCAAGAACAGAGGUGGUCGAUAAAGAUGGUGUAACCAAAGACAAAAUUACUGCCUUCAUCGUAGAAAGAGAUUUUGGUGGGAUCUCUAAUGGAAAACCAGAGGAUAAACUGGGCAUUCGAGGAUCUAACACUUGUGAAGUGCAUUUUGAAAAUACAAAAGUUCCUAUAGAGAACGUUGUUGGAGAAAUAGGAGGAGGAUUUAAGGUUGCUAUGAAUAUCCUAAACAGUGGAAGAUUUAGCAUGGGAAGUGCAUCUGCUGGAAUGCUUAAGAAAUUGAUAGAAAUGACUGCUGAAUAUGCUUGUACUAGAAAACAGUUUAAUAAGAAACUGAGUGAAUUUGGACUAAUUCAGGAAAAAUUUGCCCUUAUGGCUCAGAAAGCAUAUGUAAUGGAGAGCAUGGCGUACCUGACUGCAGGGAUGAUGGACAAACCGGGGAUUCCAGAUUGCUCAGUUGAAGCAGCCAUGGUUAAGGUGUUUAGUUCUGAAAGUGCAUGGGUUUGUGUCAGUGAAGCGUUACAAAUCCUUGGUGGCCUUGGCUACAUGAAAGACUAUCCAUAUGAGCGCUAUCUCCGGGAUUGCAGGAUACUUCUAAUUUUUGAGGGAACAAAUGAAGUUCUACGAAUGUACAUUGCUUUGACAGGAAUACAGCAUGCAGGCAAAAUCUUAACCGGAAAAAUCAAGGAAAUGAAGAAGGGAAAUGUGGGCUUGGCAUUGGGAACGUUGGUGGACAGGCUCCACGACAGCAUUGGCCGGAAGGUAAAUCUAGGACUUGUUGGUAAAGAUGGAGUAGCACAUCCCAGUCUAGAAGAAAGUGCCACAAUACUUGAAAAAAAUGUGUAUUACUUUGGAGUUACAGUAGAAGGCUUGCUGAGAAGAUUUGGCAAGACUAUUGUGGAUGAGCAGCUGAUUCUAAAAAGAGUGGCAGAUAUUGUCAUUAAUUUGUAUGCAAUGACAGCUGUUAUUUCCAGAGCUAGCCGAUCCAUCAGUAUUGGUUUGCGGAAUCAUGAUCAUGAGGUGCUACUUGCAAAUAUUUUCUGUACUGAAGCUGGUUUCCAGAACAAUUAUGCAAUAGCACAGUUAGGAAAAUAUGCACCUGAAAACUUGGAUGAAAGCAUUAAAAAAGUGGCUAAGCAGGUGCUGGAGAAGAGAUCUUAUAUAUGUUCCCAUCCACUUGACAGAACCUUCUGAAGACUGGAAACGGUGACAGGAUUGCAGUCGGAAGUACUGCUACUUUACCUACCUAAGAGGCCCAAAUACAGUACCAGAUCCUUGUUUUGCUCUUGGUCCCAUGAGGCAGAAUGAACGGCCGACAAUUGUUUUUCAAGAAUGGUUUCAAAAGCUGUACAGCUAUUUUUAUAAAAUAAUGUUCAGUUUGUUUCUUUGAACCCACUUGAGAAUCCCAAGAUAAGAAGCCAGGGUUAAUUUCAUUUCAGAAACUUCAGCAUCAUCAGCUGAAUUAUAACAUUUUGAAUGUCACUUAUGUAGUCAUCUUUAUUCUGAUUUAUCUAAAAGCUUGAAACUUGAAUUUCAAAGCAGCCUUUCCAGUCCUACCAGAGGCCUCGUGCAUCUCCCAUGGAGAUGUGACUUCAUCAUAAUAAAUAUGGUUUAACUCAGUGCAGCCGUGCACUAACCCUCUUGGAAGUUUGUGAUUUCUCUAAUGGUGGAAUGUUCAAGAUUACAACUUUAAUAACCCCUACUACACUGUAAAGUUCUUUGUGAUAGGCUGUGAUAGGCUGCUCAGCUAAGUAUAGAAAUAAUUCUUGAGGAAUAAAACACAGAAUGAGUGCUAAUAAAGAAACACUCAAAUUGUCUCUUCCCAAUCUAGUUACCUAUGAAUAGUUCCUAGUAAAUAUUGUUUGUGUAAAGUUUUACCAAAUUAGGGAUCCCUAUCUGGAUGGAAAGGUGGUAUAUAAAUGUUUUAAAUAAAACUACUCAUUGAACGUAA
This is a messenger RNA of Eublepharis macularius, 2657 nucleotides long. RefSeq names its product acyl-CoA dehydrogenase family member 9 (gene ACAD9). The coding region runs from base 59 to 1900 and encodes 613 amino acids. The transcript has 18 exons. The record is from RefSeq and is a predicted model, not a curated record. Gene Ontology annotation, molecular function: flavin adenine dinucleotide binding; acyl-CoA dehydrogenase activity. NCBI's taxonomy places the organism in Eukaryota, Metazoa, Chordata, Lepidosauria, Squamata, Eublepharidae.